AGAAUCCAACAAGAUUCGUCAACUGAGAGAUCAUUCCGUAAUUUCGCCGGAGUUUGAUGGUGGCAGCUGGAUUGCUUAUUACUCGUGUCCUCCUCUUACCAUGUCUAGCAGCAGCGUCCUACCGAUGUCUCUGUAUGAAGGUCUACUCGCCAAGCUAGUGAAGAUACUCGAACUCACCCAAAAGCCCGAGGGAACGGCAACGCCUCAGGCGAAACAGGCACUCCUGCACGCAAGCUCGAUAGCACAGGCAAAGGACUUGGCCGCUGAACUUGCUGGGGGUGAACUGAGGAUUGAUGAGCAGGACGAGGUAAUCGAGAUGCUCACCCAGCUGCGAGACAGGAAGAGAACAGGCAGCAACUAGACCAGUUUUCUGCUCAAACGCUGGAGUUGUCGUCAUCGUCAGCAGAAAUGAGCAUGGAAGUUGACUCGAUGGCGUCGACACCCAGUUGAGCCACUGACCAAAUAUCCGGCUACAGUCACGCCUCCCAUUCUCUUUUUCUCCCUGCCACCACAACG
Messenger RNA from Guyanagaster necrorhizus, 516 nucleotides. RefSeq lists its product as uncharacterized. Lineage: Eukaryota; Fungi; Basidiomycota; Agaricomycetes; Agaricales; Physalacriaceae. Bases 101 to 361 code for a protein of 86 amino acids. The transcript is spliced from 3 exons. The record is from RefSeq and is a predicted model, not a curated record.